UGAUCACAGACUGAGUCACACCGAGUAGGGGAGGAGGAGGGAGAUUUGCAGCCAUUCAAUCAGACUGCAGCAGCCAUCUUCACUUCCUCUCCUCCUCCCUCCCUCCCUGUGUGGGAUCUGAGCGGUGCCGGUGUCAGCUCUCUGCCCGCCUCCCUCCCUGGGCGCUGUGAAGCCGGUGCCGGGCUGUGUGCAGCCAUUGGAUAGUAGGGCGGGCGGCAUUGUGGACGGAUCGACCCGGGGAAUCUCCAACAUCUCAUCACCCAUCGGGGGGAGCGUUGGGCCAGAACAUCAACAGAGAAUUUUAAAGGAUCUGAAAGAGCUUGGUGUGGAACCGAGGUAGAUCUAUCCUUGGAAUGCAGAGAUUUUCAUCUGAAUAGACUGCAACGUGCUUCCAUCAAUGCAGGCAUCGCUCUUUGUGGAUAUACCUUCUCUGAGCACUUGACGUUUACAGGACAUUUGCUUCAAGGACUUGUCUAUUUAUUGGAUUUCCAUCUCUGUAUACAACCACUGGCCGCAGGAACUGUGUGCAGCAAGACUGUCACCAUUUUGACCCCACACUAGCUUUUUUGGACUUUUAGCAAUGAGUGAAUUUUGGUUGUGUUUCAACUGCUGCAUCGCAGAACAGCCGCAGCCCAAAAGGCGGCGGCGGAUUGACAGAAGUAUGAUUGGAGAACCAACAAACUUUGUUCAUACUGCACAUGUAGGAUCUGGAGAUGUAUUUAGUGGAAUGAAUUCAGUGAGUUCCAUCCAAAACCAAAUGCAGUCAAAGGGUGGUUAUAGUGGCAACAUGUCAUCAAAUGUCCAGCUGCAGCUGGUGGAUACAAAGGCUGGAUAACCUUAGUAUUUCCUGGGUCUCCUGGAUGGUCUAUAGCUACUCCUUCCCUCUGUCUUCACCACCCUCAUUUUGCAUUGGUGACUUUUUUGUUUUUUUCCGUUGUGUGCAAGAUGAUGCAUUGUCCUUCCAUGUGAUGGAACAAGAUGAUGACCUGUGUUGACGAUCUGGAUAAUUUAUAGGCAGUGCCAUGCCUUUCCGGUGGAAAAAAAAAAGGCACCUGGUCUAUGCCAAACAAAAUGUAUUAGGAAUCCAAUUUGCAGGCCCACACUUUUACACUCCUGCUUUUUUACUUUAAUUUUGCAUUUUUUUUUUUUUUUUUUAGUUCAUUUGUUCUAGUCAGGCCUUCGCUAAUGUUGUUGAGAAUGCCCAGGAUCUCCAAGCACAAUACUAGUUGCGACUGGACUGUUCAUGAAGUAGAUGACUUGCAUGUGAUGUAAUGUUGCUUUGUACAGUGGCCUGGUAUGGGCCCACCAAACAAUUGAUCUGUUGCUAAAAGACUGAUGAAAAAUCUGCCAAAAUGCCCUCCUAAAGCAACAGGAUGCUCGAGCCUCUUAGAAUAAGACUAAGAACUUUUUAGAUUAGUUACUCUAGAAUUCUGUCACUUUAGGUCUACCCAAACUGAUCUCGGUAAUGACGACCAUUAUAAUAAUAAUAAUAAUAUUGACAAUGAUGAUAAAUAAUAAUUGCUUCCACUCAUAAGGAAUUCUGCUGUAAAUGUUCAAUAUAUUUAUUUGAAAGAUCUGACCUCGAGAUUGUAAACAAGUGUAGUAACCUAUAGUGUUGUGUUGGUGCUUUUGUCUGUAAAAAGAAAAAAAUAUAUAUACCCUGACGAAAUAGGAAAAAUAAAACAUUCCUGCUUUUUACCUAUUCAUAUGCCUAUGUUUAGGUAUUAUUUAGUGCAUGUCAGACUACCUGCUAUAUUACUUUAACAUUUAAUGAUAUGCAGGCAGUAUUCCCCUCAUCAAAUGCCUCGUGCCAUCUGAUUACAAACUACCAACAUGGUUUACCGCACAGCAGAGUGCAGCUAACAGAGUGAAUUGGGACUUUUUACCAAAUAACUGACUGUUAAGAUGCCCAUAGUCUGAGAUGAAGAGUCGGCAAUGAGGGCCUCAGCUGUCGUUGUGGUAAAGCAUGAUGGAUGUUGCUUAAAACACAAUUUGGACACACCUUGUUCACCCCUGGCUUGAGCUGUUUUCUAGAAAGUGAAGCUUAAAAAAUGACAUUAACCACAAACUGUGAUUUCUAUAUAAAUUUUAACAAUGUGCCCUGUGAGUUUAUUUUUCUUUUGCAAAAUAGCCUAUAUGGGGGGGGGGAAAAGUAUAUGACAUAAGAAAAAGAAUGAACUUAAGUUACAAUGUUAAUCUAACCGCUUUCAUUGUGUUUAGCACGUUUCCAUGCAGUCCACCAUUUUCAGGCUGAAGGGAACACAGGCUUUAGAAUCAGUCCAGCUGCUCGCACACUGUUCAAGUGCUGCAGCAUGGAUGCGGAAUGUUCCAAGGGUAGAAUACAAGUGGAUAAACUGGCAUCUAACAUACAGGGUGACGUUUUACAGUGUCUGUAAAAUAGGUCUUCUGCUCAGGUUCAGAAACAUGUAUGUCUUUUACGCAUUGUGAAAAUAGUUUAUUAUAUAUUGCACUGUCUAUGGAUGUACAUGUAGUUUGGUCCCGUUUUUUAAAGUCAAGUUGAUGUUGUGGACUAGGACAUUUUUUACUUAAGUCAAGCGUGUCCUUGUCCACAUCAGUAUUGAAAAUGUAAAUCUAGUUAACGAACCAUAAAGCCAAAAUGUACUGUUAAAUCCUAAUCUAGCUUACCAACCACAACCCUGUCUGUAAAGAGUCUAGAAAGAUGGGCAUUUGGAGAGAGAGAAUAGGUUAAGAAAAGAAUGAUGUGAAUUUAUUGCAACAGUGAGAAACGCCAAAACCGUAUUCCAUACGAACUUGCAGUGGCAACAAUAAUAUUCAAUCUGGGGCCUACCAGGUGCCUAGUAGUCAAGUUUAUAAUACAGCCACUGCCUAAACACUGUAAAUUGAGCCAUUUUGUGAUUUUCACUAAUACCCAUUAUGAUAGAAGGUGAGCAAACCAUUGGAAACAUUUACUCUGAUUUUAGCUAAUUGCUCAUUUCUGUAACAUUAGGUAACGUGUGUCAGCUUAUUUAAUACAAUAGUAUAAAAAGAAAUAAGUAGAGUAUACUAAGCCAAUCCAAUUUCAGGUAGCUGAAACCAUAUCUAGAAGAAACAACAUAUAGAGAGAUUAUACUUUUUUAUUUUUUUUGUUUCUUUGGCCUGUUAAGUUUUGGCAGUGUAAAAAGUAAUGAAACUGGGAUUAAAACAGAAUCUCAUCAGAUUUCCGCUUUCCUACAGGCCUGGAUAAUGAUAUUGGCAUAGUCAGAGAUGGCCAUGAACUGACAAAUCUUUCACAGUAGCACUGCAAACCAAAGAUCCCCUUGGGAUCCCUUCGGUUCCUGCUGCUUUUCAAAUCUCAAGUAAGGUAAUCCUGAAUGAUGUGUGGCUGCUACAGAUCUUUUAAUAUUAAUUUGCCCUAUAAGAAUUGAUUAAUUUAUUAGAAAUAAGGUCUGAUGAGCAUAUAGCUGCUAUUAGACACUGGUCAGAAGAUCCGACUGUAGUAUUAACAUUUGUGUCAAUGAUCGGUGCUUACACAUAACCCUACCGGUCAGACAAGAGGCAUCCCUAAGGCUUCAUUGACACCUGAGCACAAAACGCUCAAAUCAACGUUUUUAUUGAGGUCUAUGGGGCCACAAAAACACGUGUAAUCUCCCAAAAAGAAGCUUAUGUACUUUUUUGAGCUUUAGACAUUCUGCUUCAGGCAACAGAAUGCUCAGACGUGAACAGGGGCCAUUAAAACUAAUAGGAUUUGGCUUGUUGAGAAUUUUAGAGCUACAAGCUUCAAUCAGAAAAUCGAUUGGGUUUGAACUAGGCCUAAAGACUACAGUUUGACCGCACACGUGCAAUCUAACCCCAAUCCAGCCAAAACAAGCCAGUUCACAUGAUCGUUAUCUUAAGUUGCAAAAUGCAACCAGUAGGCUAUAUUCCCAAUGAAUAUUUUUUAUUUAUUUUUUGCAAAAUGACUUCCUUUACACAGUUAGGUGCUUCUUUACUCUGUUGCAAUUUAUUCAAAAGUGCGAUCAGAUAUCAGUAUUGUGUUGUGAUUUUACACAAUGUUCCGCGAAAAAUACAAAAACAUUAUCAAACUGUGCCAGGAUUCUUUGCCAUGCUUUUUAUCAUCCUACUACCAAGCUGUUUGAAGAGCGGGAUUAUCAAAAAAGAUAUUUUCACAUUCUUUGAUCAAGAGAAAAAUAAAUAAAUAAUUGACAUAUUUUUAUAACAAAGCAUACUUUUUGUACAUUGUGUUCAUUCUUGAAAUAAAAAGUCAGUUCAGUGUUGGCUUGUAGAUAUUACAGAGAAGUAUUGACAUUGAUUCAAUAAAUGUUUUCUUUCAUCUCUGCGUUGGAAUUUUCAUUUAAUUUUCUGAACAUUAUCAAAUAAAGUUGGCAACUGAAAAUA
Molecule: messenger RNA, 4356 nt
Organism: Rana temporaria (common frog)
Lineage: Eukaryota; Metazoa; Chordata; Amphibia; Anura; Ranidae
Gene: CDC42SE2
Product: CDC42 small effector 2
Exons: 6
Coding region: 581-835 (84 amino acids)
Biological process (GO): regulation of Rho protein signal transduction
Cellular component (GO): plasma membrane
Molecular function (GO): small GTPase binding
Source: RefSeq, a predicted model, not a curated record